This is a messenger RNA of Trichomonas vaginalis G3, 420 nucleotides long. RefSeq lists its product as uncharacterized. The transcript has a single exon. The coding region runs from base 1 to 420 and encodes 139 amino acids. Lineage: Eukaryota; Parabasalia; Trichomonadida; Trichomonadidae. The record is from RefSeq and is a predicted model, not a curated record.
AUGGAAAAGAAACUUCAUGCAAAAGAUGAAGUCAUUGAAGCAAAAGACAAAAGCAUUCAGAAAAGAAUACCACGUUCGGUACCAAAAGGAAAGGAAAAGAACUAUAAGUAUAUGAUUUAUACUGAAGAGUUGGAAAAUGAAGAAGAUAAAGAUAUGGUUAUGUUGCAUUUAGUCAGAAGAAACAACAAAAGCUUUUACGACCUUGCUAAGAUUUACAAAUCUGACAGAAAUUGGUUCUAUCGCGAAAACUUACCGAUUUCAAUGACCCCAAAUGAAGAUGUGAAACAAAUAGUUCAAGAUACGUUACCUCAAACACACUAUGAUAUGAAAGGUUGUACAAUACUUACCUUCAAAGAAGACUUACCGCUACUGAAAGAAAAAAUAACAGAGUAUUUUGACAACUUCAAACAAGUAGGGUAG